UAUAUAAUCUAUAGAAAUAUAUACAUAGGUCCGUGAUCUUGUCUGCCAAAAUACAAAAACAGGAAAAAACAACACUGAAACAGUAACUGACCAUGAGUCAGUCUUCUAAUGGUAGCACAAGGAGCAGAGGUCAAUGGCGUGGAGGCAGAGGACAAGGAAGAGGGUGGUGGAGAGGCUAUGGUAGAGGUAGGGGAGGAUAUUACAGAGGAGGAGGGGGAGGUGGAAGCUGGAGAGGUACCUACAACAACAACAACAAAAAUGUCAGAGGAAAUCAUACUAAUGGUCAGUCUAGUAAUCCAGCCCAUGCUCUUAUGGACAUGCCAGGACCAAGCUCGGCGAAAGCUCCAAAAGUACAAACCAAAUUAACGGUAGUAUCUCCAUAUGCUGGCUGGGCCCUUUACUUCCCAGACCAGACCUACUCUGACCACAGCCCUGUCGUGGACAAAGCCCAGGUGUUUGAGAAGUACUUUGUCAGCUGGAAUAAACUGUUUGACUGGGAUGACAUAGAACAGAAGUGUUUUUUCAUUAUAGACUAUAAGGAAUUAUCUGAAGACUCUAUCAUCAAAACUCAUUACGCUGAUCUUGGCGCAGAGCUGAAAGAUUUCCCAGAGAAAGUUCUAGCUUGUAUGGGAUUAGCCAUGCAUCAGAUAGUCACCCACAAACACCAACAAGAGGCAGCCAGUAUCCUACAAGAACUGGGCGGCCCGGUGGAAGAGGUCAAUAACUAUUGUGCUCCAAUGUUAUAUCCCAGGAUAAUCAACUUUGGAUCACCGCUGGCAUUGAAACAUUUCAAGGCCAAUGUCUAUGGAAAGUUUGUUAGUGUGAAAGGAACUAUUGUCAGAGUGAGUAACAUCAAGCCAUUGUGUAUUCAACUGGCCUUCCAGUGUUCAAGCUGCGCUCACAUACAGGCUCAUGCUUUACCAGAUGGAAAAUAUACCAUGCCAACAAAGUGCCCAACGGAUGGUUGUCGCAGUAGAACUUUCCUUCCUUGUCGCAGCCACAGCCAAACUGAAACUAUUGACUGGCAAACCAUCAGAGUGCAAGAAAUCAUGUCGGAUUGUCAGAAGGAUGCUGGGAGAAUUCCUCGAACUAUUGAUUGUGAACUGACUCGAGACUUAGUUGAUGCCUGUGUACCUGGUGAUAUUGUGACUGUCACAGGAAUAGUCAAAGUAAAUAGUGUGGAUGAAGGUCGAGGUAAAAAUAAAGACAAGUGCAUGUUCCUGCUCUAUCUCUAUGGUAACAGCAUCAACAACACUAAAGGCAACAAGAAGGCCUCCGAUGAGGAAUCUGGUUCAGGCCUGGCCAUGGACUUCACGAUGAAAGAAUUGUAUGCCAUUCAGGAGAUUCAAAGUCAGGAGAACCUCUUCAGACUGCUUGUAGGGUCGCUGUGCCCAAGUAUCUUUGGCCAUGAGAUGGUGAAAGCAGCUCUGAUUCUUUGCUUGUUUGGCAGCAGUCAGAAGUUCACAAGCGACAAGAAUCGUGUCCCUGUGAGAGGAGAUCCCCACCUCUUGAUAGUGGGAGACCCAGGUCUUGGCAAGAGUCAGAUGUUGCAGUCUGUAGCAUCAGUGGCACCUCGAAGUGUCUAUGUCUGUGGAAACACUACCACCACUUCUGGUCUAACAGUGACUCUGUCUAAAGAAGGGGGCUCAGGAGACUAUGCUCUAGAGGCUGGGGCUCUAGUACUGGCGGACCAAGGCUGCUGCUGUAUUGAUGAGUUUGACAAGAUGGGGGCACAGCAUCAAGCAUUGUUAGAGGCCAUGGAACAACAGAGCAUCAGCAUAGCUAAAGCAGGCAUUGUUUGUAGCCUUCCAGCAAGAACUUCUAUCCUGGCUGCGGCUAAUCCUGUAGGAGGCCAUUACAAUAAGGCCAAGACUGUCUCUGAAAAUCUCAAAAUGGGUAGUGCUCUGCUGUCUCGCUUUGACUUGGUUUUCAUUAUGCUGGAUAAACCAGAUGAGGAGUUGGACUGUGUUCUCUCUGAACAUGUGAUGGCACUGCAUGCUGGGGCAUCAAGAACUGUUGGGUCCACAUCAUCUGUGAGAUUAGAACCAUCAGAUGCGUCCAGAGCUCAGUGGGAACAAGAUAAACCUCUUAGUGAAAGAUUGAAGGUGUGCAGAUCUGAGCUCACUGACCCAAUACCUCACCAGCUGUUACGUAAAUAUGUUGGCUAUGCAAGGAAAUAUGUUCAUCCCAAAAUCGGUCCAGAAGCUGCUACAGUUUUACAGGAUUUUUAUCUGACGUUACGUCUCAAACAUCAGAGUCGAGACAGUACCCCCAUCACAACCAGACAGCUGGAGUCUCUCAUCAGAUUGACGGAAGCCAGAGCUCGAUUGGAGCUGAGAGAGACUGCUACUAAAUCAGACGCUGAAGAUGUAGUGGAGAUUAUGAAAUACAGCAUGCAAGAUGUUUUCUCUGAUCAGUUUGGUUUCAUCGAUUUUAACAGAUCAAUGCAUGGCUCAGGAAUGAGCGGUAGAGCUCAGCCCAAACGUUUUAUCUCUGGACUUCAGAGAAUCUCAGAGCAGACGUACAACAAUAUCUUCACACUUCAACAGAUGAGACAAGUGGCUAAGGACUUGGGUUUAAAUGUUCCAGACUUUGAAGGAUUUGUCAGCUCUUUAAACAAUCAAGGAUUUUUGUUGAAGAAGGGGCCAAAGGUAUACCAGCUACAGACAUUUGGAUAAUUUUAGACUAAAGGUAUACCAGCUACAGACAUUUGGAUAAUGUUUGACUAAAGGUAUACCAGCUACUGACAUUUGGAUAAUAUUAGACCAAAGGUAUACCAGCUACAGACAUUUGGGUAAUGUCGGACCAAAUGUAUACCAGCAACAGUCAUUUGGGUAAUGUCAGACCAAAUAUAUACCAGCAACAGUCAUUUGGGUAAUGUCAGACCAAAGGUAUACCAGCCACAAACAUAUGAAUAAUGUUAGACCAAAUAUGUACCAAUUUCAGACUUUUGGAUAAUACACAGAUCUAUCUAGUUCAGUUGUACAUGCUUUGGAGUUAGACUAACAUCAGGAGGUUUAUUUGCCUCAUUCCAUUUGUAUGGCAGGAGGUCUUUUAUCCUUUUGUUCUAAAAUAACAUCAGAGAGUUAUGAAUGAAUCUGAUACCAAUAAUGUAUGAAGUAUAGUAUGGUUAAUGUUGUUAGUCUGUAAUAUAUGUUAGAUUUAACUUCUGUAAUAUAGAUCUAGCACUGCCUAUUUAACUGUAGUCUUUCAUGUAAAUAAAAAUUUGAAUUAGUAAAAAUUUUUGUAUGUUUCUUCCUUGACUAGUAAUGUCAUGAAUUGGCUUUCGUAUAUUUCGACAUAUUUUUAACUGAUUCAUUAUGUUGAAUAAAUUAAUUCUUCAAAGUCCAGUAUUACAGCUAUAUGGAUAAGUUCUCUCACCUUUUAAUUGUGGAGAAUUGUUUUUUCUUUCUAUGCCUAUAGUUUGGGUAUCUGAUUUAGUUUUAGGCAUAAUGGUUUAGGUCAUAACUUACUUGACUUAAUCUUGUGAACCCUCCUGGGGGAGCAUAGGGCUGCAAUCACACCUCUCCACCGAACUCGGUUCUGAGCAGCUUUCUUCAUCUGCUCCCAUGUCAUUCCAGUACCCUCAGCUUCUCUGAUGGCCAACCUCUUCCAGGUUUUCUUGGGUCUGCCCACUUUCCUUGUGGAUCCCAAUCAAGUGCCUGCCUUGCAACAAUGGUGGCUGGUUUUCACAAGGUGUGUCCUACUCAGCUCCAGUUUUGCCUUUUAUUAUCCUGGGCAAUGGGAUGUUGUUUUUUUCCUAGUUCUUUACCACAAGCUGACAGUAGACAUCUUUUCAGGUCACCUGAUUCCCAAUAUUCAGCAUAGGUCACUGUGAAGGUCUGGUAAAGUAAAGUAAAGUUCCCCUAUCAGACCUUGUGGUCUAUAGGGCAGAUGAUGUAAAGGUCAUCUGUUUCUGUGGCCUACGGUUAACAAGGGUGUCAUGUGGCCAGCACAACGAAUCCCUUAUAAUCCCUAACGUCAGGUACCCAUUAGAGCUGGGUGGACUCAGAGGCGUCCGAAGAUCCCGAAAUUAAAAAUCCCAGUCUUCACCAGGAUUCGAACCCCGGUUCGGAAGCCAAGCGAUUUACCACUCAGCCACCGCGCUUCUGUGAAGGUCUGGAGUUUUCCCAUAUUGGUUUUUGUGACUCUCCAUGUCUCGGAACAGUUUGACAGUGUUAAAGAUUCGGGUCUUGUUCAAUAAAGACAGUGCUUUGGAGCGGCAGAUAGUUUGAGGAGUGGUGAAGGCAAACCUAGAUUGUGU
Molecule: messenger RNA, 4264 nt
Organism: Biomphalaria glabrata
Lineage: Eukaryota; Metazoa; Mollusca; Gastropoda; Planorbidae
Product: DNA helicase MCM8-like
Exons: 27
Coding region: 93-2678 (861 amino acids)
Cellular component (GO): nucleus; MCM complex
Molecular function (GO): ATP binding; ATP hydrolysis activity; single-stranded DNA binding
Source: RefSeq, a predicted model, not a curated record